Xiphophorus maculatus (southern platyfish) is the source of this 3843-nucleotide messenger RNA. RefSeq names its product espin-like protein (gene espnlb). Gene Ontology annotation, molecular function: actin filament binding. The coding region runs from base 1609 to 3639 and encodes 676 amino acids. Gene Ontology annotation, cellular component: cytoplasm. The transcript is spliced from 5 exons. Gene Ontology annotation, biological process: actin filament bundle assembly. The record is from RefSeq and is a predicted model, not a curated record. Lineage: Eukaryota; Metazoa; Chordata; Actinopteri; Cyprinodontiformes; Poeciliidae.
AAUUGUACAAUGGGACAUUUUACUUUUGCUGAUUCUUGCAGCUGAUUUCUUUGAAAUCUGACCAUUUUGAGAUCUUUUAUUUUUAAGAUGAUGUGGUGACCUAUGAAUCAUUCAGGCAUAAGAUAAGUAUUGUUUUAUAAUUGAAAAUGUAAGAAAGAACAAUUUUACUUUACACAUAUAAUAUUAGGUAUAUUAGUUUGUCUCACCUGCAAUGGUGUAUUAGCAAGUGCUAAUGAUAUGAUUCUAUGUGCUGGAAAGUAUAAGGCUAGACAGCAUGGUUACAAAAUACCCUCCAAAGGCCUAAGAAGAACUGUGGUAGUUUUGGGUACCUGAGGUGAUUUUGUAAUACACAUCUAUUUUGUUUAGUCAAAAUCUGACUCAACAUUACUUAGAAAAUGUGCCAGAUAGAAAUAUUAACAAAACAAAUAUUUGUAUCCAAUGCAUAAUUUCUUGUGAUGCGCUGUUGUCCUUCAGUUCAUCACUAUUGUGACCCACAAAAUGGUGCCCAUAGCUUUGUGAUUCUCAGACUAGUGCCAGUAGGGGUCGCCAAAUCGACACAAACCAACUGCAAGUGUUGGGAAAGACACACUACCACCUUUAAGGGGCAUGCUGCACUAAUCAUGUACCCUCUACACAUGAACACUUACACCUGAUGGUGUGUGUUCAGUACUCUGCAGCAUUUUAUCCCCCACAUACAUUCACAGAGCGAUCGUUUCUAUACCUCCUGGUCCCAGUCAUCCUAUCCCACUGCUUUAAUUAUGCACACUCAGAAGGCCCCCCUGUCUGAGGUUUGGAUCCAGUUGAUGCUGCUCACUGGCUUUAUUGGUUAUUGGCUUCUACAAGGUAACAAGCGAGACAUGUGUGUUUUCUUCUCUUGUGUUUUUAGUUGAAUUUUUCUUUUGUUAGUUUAAGUUUUGUGUGCUGUUGGCAUCCUCAUUACGCUGCAGGGGAGCAAAAUGUAAGUGUGAGUAGAGUUUUGCUUAUAAUUAUCAGUGGAAUGUUUAUAACAUUGUUUAUCUUUUUGAAUUUUGGAUCAAUUAAAAGUGAGACAUUUCUAAAAAUAGUUACCUAAGUGGCCAUUUAAAGAGAUUUCUUUAAGAUAAAUAUACUCAAUGUAAAGUAGUUUUUCUAAUUAUUCUGCUUUAUUAAUCUAUGUAAAACAGAAAACCUGCACUAAGAAAUUAAAUUAAAUUACAUGAAGCGCUAAAACUAUAAUGCACACAGCUGCCAGAAUAAUGCAGUUCAAUAUGUGAAUAAAUCAAAACAUUUCUUGAAAAAGAUAAGAUGUUUGGAUUCAGUAUUCAAAGCAGUGUCUCAAUUGCUCCAACAGGCUUUCUCCUGCACUCUGCUGGGGGCUACUGCAUCCACUGUCCAGGCUCCAGUUUCACCACUUCCUGUCUCAGUUUCAAGCACUACAGUUUAUGUCUUUACAUUAACUCAGUGUGUGUUUGCUAUUAGACAAUAUUUAUCUCCUGGCUGAUUGUUGUGAAGCUGUGUCACAUUUCUGCAGCAUUUCCUUAUUUGCCUGUUAUAUUGGUCUCUUUUGUCUUUUCAACAGAGGGGCUGCUCCUUCUUGGAUCUGCCAGAGUGUGAGAUAGGAGAAGAAGAAUGGAGAACAAUAAGCCAGUGAAGGAGGUUCUCCCCCUGCCUCGCCACCCCACCCCACUCCCUGUGACCUCCACCUCUCCGACCCCUGCUGCCUCCUCGAAAAAACACACUACAGGGUCCAUCCAGCAGGUUCAACUGGCCUCCUCAGUGGUGACAUCCUUCAAUCACCUGAGGCCUCCAGAGAGAGACCUCACGCCGAUGUCUCAGAUGAAGCCUAUUAAAUCGCUGAAGCAUGCCGGCUUAACUGCAGUCUUCACCGGGCAAACUUGGCUUGACAGUGAGGAGGUGCAGGAGGAGGUGCAGGAGGAGGUACCAAGUGUCAAUAUGAUCUUGGCUGACAUUGACUCCCUGGUGCCAACCCACGAUGAAACUGGACGCCCCAUAGCAGAAUGGAAACGGCAGGUGAUGGUUCGGCAGCUCCAGGUCAGGAUGCAAGAUGAAAAGAAUAUGUUGAAUGGCUACAUGCCACUGGAUUCCUGGAAAUACUCCCAGACUCACAACGCCAUCUUAGGGCCCUUUGGUGAACUCCUAAAAGAGGAAGAUCUGAUUUACUUGCAGCAGCAAAUUGAGUCUGUUUCUCUGCAGAAACGUUGCCAGGCUUAUGAAUUAGAGUUGACCAGGCUAACCGAGGAGUUAAAGGCAAUCUUACCUGAUCCUAUCGUCAAUAUUUCCCUCAACAAGGAUAUUCUACAAAGAAUGGACUCUGGGGGAAAAAUCCCCUUGGCUCUACCCAUCUGGUGUGAUCGUGUCUCAGAGAUUGUCAAGAAUAUGUCUCUGCUGGUGGCCAAUCUGACUAAAACUCAGAGAAAAGAAACUGAGUGGGGGUCGGUGGGAGGAAUGGUUGAAGGGAUGAAGAGUUUGCAGGAAAAUAUAAUUGCCUCUGAAAUUGAUUUGGACUCAAGAUUGAUGCAAAAUAGUCAAGAAAAGGAGUCUGUACCUGUGGGGACAUCCAGUGGAUGUAGGAUACCUCAUAUUGGGAUGGCAUCUGCUUUCAGCCAUCGCUUGGAGAGCAGCAGCUGCAAUAGAGAAAAGAGAGAAAAGGUGGAGAGGGAGAUCCAGCAGUCUGGUGUGUCAGUAAAAAACCUUAGGUCCAACUUUGAAGGUCAGAUUGGAAGCAUUUACCCCUUUGCUGGGGUUGUACACGGAGCACAGCGGCUGAAGGGGAAGAAUUGGAUUGGACCAUCAGCAGGAAGCAGUGAUGAUGUGAACACACACCUUAGUCAUGGCGCCAUUAAAACUUGUGGAGCUGUGAUGGAGACCACCAGCUUAAGGAAAGAGCGGAUAGUUGUGUUAUUCCUGAGUCACUGGAAAAAGUCUGCAUAUGCCAUUUCAAUGAGAGCAGCAAGACAGAGACAAGAAAAACUUGCAGCAUCAGGGAAAGUGGCUACAGCUCAGCUGAAACAGAACCCCCACUCUCUGUUCCGGUUCUGCCAACAACGAGGUGCCGUGGACAAAAUCGUAAACUCCUGGAGGAAUAAGCUGGAGUACACUCCAAAAUCCCAUUUGGUUUCACAAAAUUCAUGUAACUCCCAUGUUACCUACUCCCCAGAGCAGUUCCUGCCAGAUAUGGAUGGAGUCGCAAUGAGUCACGACAGCUUGACCCUUGACCUCUUCAUGCUGGGUUAUUUCCACAUCUUAGAACAAGACCUGUCUGCUGAGGAGAGGAAGAUGAGACAUCUCCUCUGCUUUGAGGUUUUUGACCAUGUCAGCUUCUUCCCGUGGGAGAAGGUGCGGGAUUUCCACAAGGCUGUUCUCCAAGAAAUUCAGAGUAGGAGGCGGCAGUGGAGCGACGGCUUUGAAGACCUCAAAACUCAAUUCUUUGGUGAAUCGACAACGUGUCGCUGCCCAUCGUCAUUGGUGCCAGACUUUAAACCUGUACCCAAGGUUAUAGUCCAAAAUGCAACUCCAGAUGAGAGCGGCAGUGACACAGAAUUUUCCUGUUUCAAUAAUGAAGAUAUAUGUAAAUAUAUCGAUCGCAGUUUUGCUUUCUGGAAAGAGAAAGAGGCAGAACUGUUUGACUUUGAACACUGAGCUAAAAUUUGAUGGGGUUUUUUUGGGACAAAAUGAUAUUGAAGAGCUUGUUUUAAAAAAGAGAUGGAUCCUAAAUAAAACACUGAGAAAGCUUUGUUGAUGAACAGUUAUUGCAAACAAAAGUUACUGUCAAAAAACUUCAGUAUUUUGAAGUACCUUCACCAAUUCUGCAAAUAGAGAAAAUGCAUAUGAAUUUUAGAUUUU